AAAAAAAAAAUAAUAAUAAACACGUGUACAAAUGUUGUCAAUUUGUUAAUGUCAAAUGUCAAAUAUAAAUAAUAUUUAUAAAUAAUAUGAUAAUUUAGUUAAAUUAAUAAAUAAAUAAUAAUAAUAAUGGGUGAUAGUUUGGAUGUUGAAAAAAUUGAAAAUGAUGAUUUUUUCAAGCAGUUUUUGGAACCAGGUGUUGAGCUAAAUGAUGCUACUAAAUUGUUGACUGUUGCACAACAAUUAAAAAAGCUAGAACUAGCUUUGCAAGUGUUGGAUGCUGAGCUGUAUAAUCAAGUUAUUACAAAUCAUGAGGAUCUUCUUUCACAAGUAACAUGGGUAGAAAAAAUUGAAGGAGUACUUGCAAUAAUGCAGGGACAUGUUCAAAGUUUGUUGUCGGCAGUUGAACAUUUGAGAGGUAAAAUAGUUGAACCAUUUAAUCGUAUAGAAGCUCAAACAAUUAUACUACGACGUCUUCAUGAAACAUCAGAUAUUUUACGAAGAGUUGGAAGAGUUCAGCAUUUACUUCACUCACAAAAACUUGUUGCUCAAAUAAGUAAUCCAGAUCGUAGCUCAGACAUAAUUGCAGCUGCAAAAAGUAUUCGUGAACUUGAAGAGCUAAUGGCUGACAGUGAUCUAAGUGGAUUGGAUAUUAUUGCUGAUGAUCAACAGUCUGUUAAAUCAUUAAAAUUAACAGUUAAAAAAAUAGCAACAGAUGCAUUGUCAUUGGGUCUUCAGCAAUCAGACAGUACCAAAGUUAGCAUGGCAAUUCAAGUAUUUGAAAAUUUAGAAAUUUUAAAAAUAGCUGUUGAUAAAAUUACUGAGCUUGCACUUGGUGAAGUUGAAAAAGCAGCCAAAGAAUCAUUGGAGGUAUCAUUACCAGUUAAUCAAGAUACUACAAAACGUGGUGGUCCUGGUAGAGCUGCUCUGCCAUCACCAGGUACAUCUGGAAAUGUUCGUACAAAAUUAUGGGAAAAUCUUGAUCGUUUAUUUCAAGAAACUGUUUACACUCAAUGUGUUCAAAUUGAAUUACUUGAAAGAAUACUACUUGAACAUCAUACCAAAGAAUUUGAUGGUUUUUCACAUAAAUUUUGGAAUGAUGUUACUGGAAAAUUGUCAAAAAUAUUUGUUGAACGUUCACAGGCAUCUUCACUUGUCAAGCAAGCUUUAGAAGGUGAAUAUCCAAAAUUUUUAAGAAUUUUUUUGGACCUGAAAAAACGUCUUAAGGAACGUCUUCAAGCUAUUGGAACUUAUACAAUUGGACGUGAUAUACUUCAACCAUUUGAAAAUGCAUAUUUAUCUCGAUCAAUAUCUCGACUACUAGAUCCAGUUCAUACAAUGUUUUCUGCAGAUUCAGCACCAAGUCAAGAUGAAAUUGAUAUUUUAAUUCGUACAAUAACAAGUGAAUUGAGUGUUUCACUUGUUGAUGAAAGUUUAUCAACAAUUGUUGCAAGAAAUGUCGGCAAAGCAAUACGUUUAUUUUGUUUAAAAUGUGAACAAGGUUUAAUAACAGGUGGUGAAGCAAGUCAAGUGAUUGACACUCAAACACCAGGACAACAAACAAAUGCAUUACUUGCUAAUCUUCUUUUUUAUCUUGCAACACAAACAACUCGUGUUAUAUCAAAUUUAGCUGGAAGUUUGCCAUCAGAAGGUGCCUCUGUUAUUGCAACAUCUCUUGAAGAAAUAAAUAAAUUAACUAAAAAUAUAUUAUCACCAAUAAUGUCAUCAAUAAGUGAUGCUAUUGAAAGUAUUAUUUUAACAAUGCAUGAUGACAGUGAAUUUAGAGAACCAAGUAGUCCACUUGGUCGUGAAAUUCCUUAUUCACUUUAUAUGAGAGAACUUCAAGCAUUUAUUCUUCGUUCAGUUACAACAUUUUUAUCAUCAUAUAAAAAUCAAGUUGUUGUUGCUGAAUGUUGUCAUGUUGUUGCAUCAAGAUGCAUUGAAUUAUUUGUACGACAUGCUUGUCUUGUGAGACCACUCUCAGCAUAUGGCAGAGCUAAGCUCAUUGCUGAUUUUGGACAAAUGGAAAUUGCUCUGGCUCCGCUGUGUCGAGGUGGACAAUUGGGAACACUGGAACAACAGCAGUAUCGUACACUGAGAGCAUUGAAGGCCCUGUUACCACUUGGACCAGAAAAAAUGGUUGAAAAAGUUGUAGAAAUGAAAGGUGAAGGUGGUGUACCAGCUUCUCUUGUUUUACUUAAUUUAUUUUCUGGUGCACCACCAGAACUACAGUCACCUCAUCAGAGUGCUGGAUGGUCUAUCAGCAGAUUGUCACAAUGGAUGGACAAUCAUCCAAGUGAAAAAGAUCGUUUGGCAUUAAGCAGUGGUCCAUUGCAACGUUAUGAAUCAAUUAUUAGACAAAAAAAUAUAACAUCAUUUCAUCCUCUUUUUCCAUUGAUGACUAAAUUAGCCAACUUGGGUCAACAGACAAGCUAGUUUGAAACUGUGUUGAUAUUAUAUUUUUACUUGAAGUUAUUAAUAAAAUUAAAAUUACAAUU
Aphidius gifuensis is the source of this 2495-nucleotide messenger RNA. RefSeq names its product conserved oligomeric Golgi complex subunit 5 (gene fws). The record is from RefSeq and is a predicted model, not a curated record. Lineage: Eukaryota; Metazoa; Arthropoda; Insecta; Hymenoptera; Braconidae. The transcript has 6 exons. Bases 127 to 2433 code for a protein of 768 amino acids. Gene Ontology annotation, biological process: intra-Golgi vesicle-mediated transport. Gene Ontology annotation, cellular component: COG complex.